Apis cerana (Asiatic honeybee) is the source of this 3465-nucleotide messenger RNA. RefSeq names its product cytochrome P450 6k1. The record is from RefSeq and is a predicted model, not a curated record. Gene Ontology annotation, molecular function: heme binding; oxidoreductase activity, acting on paired donors, with incorporation or reduction of molecular oxygen; monooxygenase activity. NCBI's taxonomy places the organism in Eukaryota, Metazoa, Arthropoda, Insecta, Hymenoptera, Apidae.
AUUAGUUAUUAGAUUAUACAGUUGAAGUACAGAAACGAACAGUAAAAUAAAUAAAAAUGGAAAACCUAAUAAGAAAGAUAUCCGCAGUGUUUUUCACGACAUAAAAAACUGAGAUUAAAAAAAUGCGUUUUCAACGCACAAUUCAAUCUUUAAGAAAUAUAUAAUGACUCGAUACGAAUACAUAUAAUGAGAUUAAUAAUAUAAUUAUAUAUUUUAUAAUGAGCCAAAUUCAUUGAGAAGAUAAUAUAUGCAGAAUAUUUAUUGAUAUGGAAAGUUCUGAAUGAAAAUAUUUUUUAAUAAAUAAUGAAUGCUUAUGGAUUCUCAUACGUUCAUUCUCGUACGUUUUAAAAAAAAAUUGGCUUCUAAAAAAAUUGUAUCACGUGAAAUUGGUAAUAAUUAGACAAGUGAAUUGUGAAGUGAAAUAUUAACAAGUGAAUUUGUUUUUACAAGAAUAACAAUAUUUAAGAAAAUUAUAUGAUCAAGAAAUUAAUAAUAAUCAAGUAUAUUAACAAUUUGAAUUUAAUCUGCUAAAAAAACAAUUGUGAAGUGAAAUAUUAACAAGUGAAUUGAAUUUUUACAAGAAUAACAAUAUUUAAGAAAAUUAUAUGAUCAAGAAAUUAAUAAUAAUCAAGUAUAUUAACAAUCUAAAUUUAAGAAAUAUAUCCUGCUAGAAAAACAAUUUUUGAGAAAGUUAUUUAAAAAUCUUUAAGAGUCAUACCAGAUAUGGUUGAUAUUAACAAAUUAAUAAACUUGUUAUAAGAUAUUUGAGGAAACUAUUUUAAGAUCUUAUUAGAUAAGAUUGAUAAUAAUCCAAGCAUAUUAACGAGCAAAAACUUAUUACAAGGAUAAUAAUAACAUUUGAGGAAACUAUUUAAAAACAUUUAAAAAUAUUAUACCAGAUGGGGUUGAUAAUAAUCUAAACAUUUUAAAAAGUGAAUUAGACUUGUUAAAAGGCAACAGCAUUUAAACAUCUUAUUAGAUGGGGUUGAUAAUAAUCCAAGCAUAUUGAAUUUGUUAUAAGAAACAAAUAAAUUAAACUUGUUACAAAGGCAACAAUAUUUGAGGAUCUUAUUAGAUGGGGUUGGUAAUAAUCCAAGCAUAUUGAAUUUGUUAUAAGAACAAAUAAAUUAAACUUGUUACAAAGGCAACAAUAUUUGAGGAUCUUAUUAGAUGGGGUUGGUAAUAAUCCAAGUAUAUUGACAACUGAAUUCGUUGUAAGAACUCAUUAUAAGAGCAAUAAAAUCUAAAAAAAAAAGAUAUAUAUUAAAUAAAUUGAAUUAAAAAAUAAAAAUUAUUAACAUUUAUGAAAUAAAAUUUAUUAUCGACGACUAUAGGAGGUCAGGAGGAGUGAGAAGAGCAAGAUUAUAUUAGCUUUUGGCAGUGAAAUACAGCAAAGAAAAUGUUAAGAACAAGAUUAUUAAGACCAUUAUUGAUUCUAAAUAUUUAAUUUCAAAUUAAUAUUAAUUUUCUACAACUAAAAUUAAAUAGCUUUGAUUUGUGUAACGAUAAGAUCAAUACACUGAAUUCUAUCUAUAUAAAUGUAACUAAUACAUUGAAUACUGUCUACAGAUGUUAAUAUAAUUGUCUUGCACUACUCGUUAUCAUCAAGUAUAGAAUAGACAAUGAUAAUAUAAUAGCGGAACCAGCUCCACGCUAUGCAUGAUAUAUUCUGAGUGAAAUCAAUUAUUAUAAUUAAACAUCAUGUUAUUAACUACGUGGUUCAUAUCGGAUAUUAUUAUUGCUGUAACUCUUAUCAUUGUUGGAUUGUAUUUUUAUUAUAAAUUAUAUCUUUUUAAAUUUUGGCACAAAAGAGGAAUAUUUUAUGUUAAACCUAGUUUUCCAACUGGAAAUAUAAUGCCAAUAAUAACUGGUAAAAUGUCAUUAGCGGAGUUCUUUAGAGAUAUUUACGAACACAAUAAACAUCAUCCUCUCGUUGGCAUAUAUAUGCUCUAUAAACCUUUUUUAAUUGUAAAUGAUCCCGAUUUAAUUCGAAAUAUAUUGACAAAAGAGUUUACAAAUUUUCAUGAUCGUGGAAUAUUUUAUAAUGAAGAAAUAGAUCCAUUAUCUGGACAUCUAUUUCAAUUACCGGGGAAAAAAUGGAGAAAUUUAAGGGUGAAGUUGACACCAACUUUUACUUCAGGAAAAAUUAAACAAAUUUUUCCGAUUUUAAAAGAAGCUGGAAAUGUCCUCGAAAAAUAUUUAGAAGAAGAAGCGCUGAAAGGAUCAACAAUCGAUGUGAAAGAUAUAUUUGCAAGAUAUUCGACUGACAUUAUCAUGUCAGUGGCAUUUGGAAUAUCAUGUGACAGUUUUAAAGAACCAAAUAAUGAAUUUCGAUAUUGGGGAAAGAAAAUAUUCGAUCCAAAACCUUUUUGGAACGCUCUUAUUUUAUUUGCUCCACAAGUCCUUAAUUUCUUUUCUAUAUCAUAUACCGAAAAAAGCGUUACAAACUUUUUCACGAAUAUGUUUAAACAAACUGUGAAAUACAGAGAAUCGAAUAACAUCGAAAGAAAAGAUUUUUUGAAUUUGUUGAUUCAAUUAAUGAAAAAUGGAUAUGUAAAUGCGGAUGAUGAAUCAUUAUCAAACAACGUAAAUGCUGCAAAAAAUAAGUUGACAAUGAUGGAAGCUGCGGCGCAAGCUUAUGUGUUUUUCUUAGCUGGAUUUGAAACAUCGUCAACUACAGUUACGUUUUGUCUCUAUGAAUUAGCAAAAAAUCAAGAUAUUCAGAAUAAACUACGCGAAGAAAUUCAAACGAUGAUUAAGAAAAAUGGCGAUUUAACAUAUUGCGCAUUAAAUGAUAUGAAUUAUCUUCAUAAAGUAAUUUCUGAAACUUUAAGAAAAUAUCCACCAGUUGUUAUUUUAAAUCGUAUUUGUACAAACGAUGUAAAAUUGAAUACAACAAAUUUUUCCAUACCGAAAGGAACUUCCGUAGCCAUACCUGUUUUUGGCCUUCAUCGAGAUUCUAAUAUAUUUCCUGAUCCAGAAAAAUUUGAUCCAGAACGAUUUUCCGAAGAAAAUAUAAAAACUAGGCAUUCUUAUGUAUAUUUGCCAUUUGGUGAAGGACCACGAAUAUGUAUCGGAUUACGAUUUGGUUUGAUACAAACAAAACUUGCUAUAAUUAGUGCGCUAUUAAAGAAUAAAUUCAAACUUGGGCCAAAUACACCAUCUACUUUGGAAUUCGAGAAAGGAACCCUCAUAUUAAUAGGAAAAGGAGGUAUACAUCUAACUAUUGAGCCAAUAUAAUUUUAAUUAUUAAGAAUUUUAAUAAUGUUAUUCUUAGAAAUGAUACUUGUAAGAUACUUUUAGAUAUUUUCUUAAAAUACUUAUUAUAUAUAAUAUUAUUGUAAUAUAUGUAAUAUAUAUGUAUAUAUAUGUAAUAUUAUUAACAUACAUUUAACAUACAUUUUAUUCAAGACAAAUAAUAAUAAAUUUAGCAAAAUUUUAUUAAUAAAAAAGAGAAAAAAGGAA